Molecule: messenger RNA, 9412 nt
Organism: Caenorhabditis sp. 36 PRJEB53466
Lineage: Eukaryota; Metazoa; Nematoda; Chromadorea; Rhabditida; Rhabditidae
Source: the annotation of a GenBank genome assembly
AUGAACUCUGAAGGACAUCCGGCUCGAAAUGGGCAGGCGGUCCCUCAAGGUUCAGAACAGCCGUAUCCACAGAAAUUUCCUGGUAAGUGUUUCUUUAUUUUCAACUGAAACUAUUCUUUUUCAGGACCAACUGCGUCAUUCCGGCUAAUUCCACUUCAGGGACCAUUCAUGACGUCUGCAAAUGGAUUUCAACAACCGGUCCCCAGUCCACGUGAGCGAAUUUACCGCUGAAAUCAGCUCAUUUUCGUUUUUUUUUUUCCAGAGAACAUGCAGAUAAUGGCGACAAACUUGAAUACAGUCAUCGAGGAUGGCCGCCGAAAGGACGAGGCGUUGUAUGCGGCUCGGAACAAUAUUGUGAAUCUGAACAACGAGCUGGAGCGAGCCCGUGCGGCUCUGGCAGCUGAGCGCGAGUCGAAAAGGAGUUGUGUGGAGGAGAUGGAGGCGAAAAACAGAGUUCUCGGUGAGUUGAGCCCUCUAAAUCUGAUCGACACUUCUUGUUUGUUUCCAGAGGCAAAGGUGAUUGCGAACGAGGAGCGAAUCAUUGCAAAAGAGAGAAACGAUUUGAUAAAGGACGAAUUAUUGGCGUCCUCUUUUCAAAUGUUAGCGGCGGCGAGGAAAGAGAAGGAUGCGAUGGAAGUGGAGAAUGCAAAGAUUUCCGAAGAAAAUACAAUGUUGAGGAAGACGCUCGAGAUGUACGAAACGCGCAGAGCUAACGGUAAGCGUCUACAAAAGUUUGCGCUCCAGACACGGAUUGCACCCGUUCGUUCAAAGUCAUGUAUCUCAGUUGUUUGUAGAGAUAUCAAAAAGUUGCUAAUUGAAAAAAUAUACAUAAACUCUUGAUGAGUAUUUUGUUAGUUGACAACUUCUUGAAAUCUCAACCGACAGCUGAGAUAUACCGUUUUGAAUGUAGAGUAUACUUUCAGAAAAGCAGCCCCAGGCCCAGUCGGUUCCAGAAAACGUGCCGGCUAGGGUAAACAUCAAAAGGGAUCCGGAACCGGAGUACAUAACCAUUGAGGAUGAUGAUGAUCAUGAAGACCCAGAUUUGAAGCCCAUUCCUCAGGAUUACGAUCAUUCCGAGACGGGACCGUCUACGUCUUCCAGUAGCGGCCUAAAAGGCGCGUACUUCAACCAUGGUUGGGAGCCCGUUCCCGUUCAUCUCAACCGUAAACCCCAUUCUCCGCAACCGCCCAACAUGGCUCCGUCGCAACUAUUCGGCGCCGAUUACCGACAACAAACGAAGACGCCGCGAGCCGACGAUGAGGAAGAGGAGCCGUCGAAGAAGAGGGGAAGAGGACGGCCGCCUGGGACCAGAGCCACUAGCAAAAUGGUCUUCGAGGGUAAUCCGGAGAUGUCGGAGAUGUUCCGAGCGGCCAGCGAACACGUGAACAGCCGUCAGUUGUACGGGAAUGAGAGAGCGGGUUAGUCUUCUUUUAGAUACUGCUAACCCUUGAAUUUCUAUCAAAAACACUCUUUUCUUCACUUUUCUUGUUCGAAACUCGUAAACGGGACACAUUAUCCGAAAGUACCGUUUCAUUAGCAUGUCAUGAGUGAAUAAUUUUGUGAGAUCUUACUUAUUCAAAUGGACAACGACUGCUCGUUCAGGCGACCGUCGCAGUCUGUUCAACCCGCAACUCUUGCAAAUUCCGCAAACGAUCAAAGAAGUGCCCAAGUCGUUCCACCUUUUCCGAUCGUGGUACCUGAAGCAGAACCCCGGAAGAGAUGAUAUUUGUGGUAGUGGUGCUCCUCAAACUUAGACCCUCAGUUUCCUAAACGUUUUCAGCGGACGUCUGGCGGUCCGACGAGGACCAUCGAGAAUGGAUCCGCUUGUAUCACAAGCUGGUCAAAGAGCAGAAGGUUCAGUUGGACAACGGAUGGAUCGAGUUUGAGGCGAAGAAGCACUUUCCAUAGGUUUUUUCCAUCUUUUUUCGUUUCUUUUCUUCAUUCAUCGUGCGCUAGUGUGUCAAUUAAUAAAAUUGCAUUUGGUUACUCUUAUCUUUUGUUUGCUCACGCUUGUGAUUGAUAGAAAGUGUUUGAAUCCGUUUCGUUACCACAAAAUGUCACUUAACUGCCAAAAAACGACAUUGCUGUUUCGCAAUUUCUCAAUUUUAUCCUUUCAACAGUUCUAUGUCUUUUAUGCCUUUUUUUAUUCAUGUCUUUUAUGUCUUUAUGUUUUUAUUUAUCUCAAUUUUAUGUCUUUCCACGGGCCGCGUCGUAAAAUCACAAGUAUGAUAUAAACUUUACGGUUUCACUGGUUCAACAUGUUAGAGCACAGGCUCACAGAGCUCUCUAUUUAUGUAGCUAAUUCUUUCGGUGCAAACCAUCAAAUGUGUCCUGACUCGUCUCGACUUGUCAAGAUCAAAGUACAGUAUGAAGAAACAUAAUUGUAUGUUCGUCACGGAUCAUGUGGCAGUGUAAUGAUCCACUCAACAACCAGUCUUACUCCAAAGUCAUUAUAACUCCUCAAUUUGAAGUUAUUAUGUCUUUCCGCAACAAUGAGGACCAAGGACAUUUCUGACUUUUAAGUGCACAAACAUGUCAUUAAAAUCGAGUUCUUGAUAAUUACCCUGGGACCAAUAUAAAGGUCCCGUCUAACUCCUAGAAGGCACUUGCAUCUUUCCCCAACAUCCUCAAACUACUGCUACUGCGACUUCCCCACUUCCCAAAAAAAAUACCCUUUGAGAUCAACGGGGGUUACGGAACACGACAUUGGUGCAUCGUCCGGGAACAAUGUCGUGUUCCGUAACCCCCGUUGAUCUCAAAGGGUAUACACAUGAUCCUUGACGAACAUACAAUUAUGUUUCUUCAUACUGUACUUGGAUCUUGACAAAUCGAGACGAGUCACGACCAGGGGUGUGCGGAAAAUAUUUCGAUUUUCCGAAAUUUUCCGAUUUUCCGAGAAAUUUUCGGAAAAUUUUCCGAAAAUUUUCGGCAAAAUUUUCGGAAAAUUAGUGUGGAUUCAAGGUCAAUUUGUCCGAAACCACCGUAUGCUUUUUAAAGGCGCAUCAAAAAAAAUUUUCUGUACUCCCGCAACGACUGCAGAAACGGAGCGACUCUUUUCAACCGCGCGUCUCAUUCUCACUGACAAUCGGAAAACACUGGACCCGGAGAGCUUCUCUCGGCUAAUUUUUUUGCAAAAAAAUAUUCCAUUGCUUGGCUUCCGCCCACUCAAGUGAUUUCAAAUCAUAAUAAGCAUUUUUUUGUAUUAGAACGUUGUUUAAACACUUUAUUGAACCAAUGAACAAGUGAGUUUUCCGAUUUUUCCGAUUUUUCCGAAAUUUUCCGAAAAAAAAAUUCGGAAAACCCGAUUUUCCGAAAUUUUCCGAAAAAAAAAAUUCGGAAAAACCGAUUUUUCGAAAUUUUCCGAAAUUUUCCGAAAAAAAUUUUCCGCACACCCCUGGUCACGACACUCCCGGCGACGGCGAUUGAAUGAUAAGUGAUAGAGCACUCAAUAAUAUUAAAAUUGAAGAUGAGAUGGAUAAUGGUGGGAGAUGGAAAACAGGAGAGGGGUUGUAUGUACAAAGAAACAAUGUGGGAAUGGUUUCAAUCAGAAAGGGUUACAUCAAGAGCUCUAACAUGAAUUAGAAGAAGAAGGAAAAAAUGACUGGUUGGAAUUCCAGUCAAAAUGGUCUUUUGAAAAGUCUUUUUUCCUCCGAACAACUUCGACACGAGGACGGACUGCCAGGACCACACGAAUCUCCUUCGAUUUAUCAAGAUCCAGGUUCAGGUACCAUUUUCCAGUUUUAAACUAAAAUACAGUCCGUACUGAGACGAGUUCCCUCAAAACGUCGGGUCAAGUUCUGCCUGGUGAGUACUAAACUGAACAUGAUUGGAAGGAAGAAAAACGCACGAAAUGUUCAGAUCUGGCGUGGGCGGAGCAAAACGAUCAGGGAUGGAUACGAGUGGAUCGGAGGGAUCUAUGAGUUAUUUUUGUCGGUUUUUACUGUUUCUUCAUGUCUUUUUCUGUUUUUUUUUUCAUUUUAAUUGUAUCUUAUUGCGUUUAAGCAUUUGUUUCACCAUUUAUUUGAAGGGAUAACAGAAUAACAGUCCAUUUUAGUCCAUUCAAGCGGCUCAAACUUUGAUACUUUUGAAAAGGGUUUUUACUUCCUAUUAAUCUCUGUAAAUCUCAGUUGCAUGUAGAGAUAUCAAAAAGUGGUCAACUGACAAAAUGUACAAAAUGUCUUUGUGAACAAUUUAUCAGUGGACAACGUUUUGAUGUCUCUACCGACAGCGGAGAUAUUUCAAUUUGUGAUGAAAUUUUCCAGAAAACUUGGUACACGACCUCUACAAUUUGCUUUUCGAAGAUCCGCAACUUCGACAAAAAAUCGUGAGCCAGCAAGGUUGUCUGGACAUUUUGCACAAAGAGUUUUGGCGCCAAAAGCUCGGAAAAUCGGAACAAGGUACCGUUUGUUUGCUCAUUCAUCGUUUGCGUGCGGGCAGAAACGCGGACCGUAAAUUUUAUGGUUUUCGGUCAUUUAUGGGGUGUAAAAUGAGGAUAUCCGUUUCAUUCCACUAUCAAACUUUGACAGUUUCUGAUCCUGCACUACCACAGGUUUCUAACAUUAUCAAACCCAUUCGUCUGGCGCGCUGUAAACUUUACAAUGUCAAACUGUUAUCAGCCAAAUUUUAUGACAGCUUUGUACGCGCCGCAAGCUCUCAAAAUGUGUUCCAAACUUUUCGAAAUGAAACAUUCCAACAAUUUUCUGGAAAAUCUGCUCAAGAAAUCCUGGCAAAAUGUGCAGUUUACCGUUACGAGAAAGUCACGAAUAAACAGAAAAAUGUGCCAGCUGACUGCCAGUCAUGUCGAAACUUUGAACCUUUUGAACGUUCCCAUUCAUCAAUUCAUCACUACGACUGAUCGUAAACUUUACGAUGCCAAACUGUGCUGAUCAGUUCUCAUUUUCACCGACUUUACCGUUUCUCUUUCAUCUCAAAAACUAUGCGGUACUCCGCCGACUUUAAUAUGCUGGACAUCUCCCACUGUCGCUUUUCAGGCCUAGGACAACUUUUCAUUUUACACCCGUUUCAAACAGUUCUCAUGAGAUACAAUGUUCAGAAUAAUUAUUAUCUUCAGCUUGAGUUGGUGAUUCCGUCCGUUUUCGUUUUUUUUUUUUUAGAUAAGAUGACUCCAUGUUUUUUUUUUUGGAGAAAGGUCAGGAACGUUUGUUUGCUCUGUUUGCCUACUGCUUGACACAAAAGUGACCAUUCCUAUCACUUUUACACUUUUCUUUUUACACUUUUUUGCACAGCUCCGACCAACUUUAUUUCGUUCAUUGUACCUUCCUUUUUCUUCGCCUUGUUGCCAGCUGCUAUUUCUCAAAAACAAUAUAUCGAAUUCUGGGUCUUUGUUCUUGAAUAUUCGACAGUUUUGACACGUUCUCUUCGUUUCCGGCAGAGUUGAGCGGAUUUCCGUUUUCCGUCUUCCGAAAUUUGUUCUUCUUACCGUAAAAGAGUAAUAGCUUUUCAGAAGCCAUUUACUAGCCCCGAAGAACGCGAAUUUCCACGGGCAGUGACCCAGAUCUCAAAUUUUUGUUGCUUUAGUUAUUUUUUUCAAAAAAAAAAACCGGAAAAAAAGGUUCUGCAUUGACAAUUUUUUUGUUCCGUCUUCCGUCUUCCGUCUUCCGUCUUCCGUUUUCCGUGUUCCGUAAAAAACAUUUUCUUCCGUCUGCCGUCUGCCGUCUUCCGGAUUUCAAAAUUCCAUUUCCGCUCAACUCUGGUUUCAUGUCACUUCUUCGUUGCUACCACAAUAUAGACUUGCUGGCUGGUGGCUGUGCACGAAUUCCGCACAUUUUGGACUCGAAACGUUUUUUUUUUAAUUGAGAAAGAAUUCAAAAAGUUUGUGCUCGAAUUUCAACGAUUUAUCGAUGGGUUUCGAUAGGUUUCUAGGAAAAAACGAUUGACGAGAGCACGGUCGACACGUCUUUUGCAACAGUCCCAACGUGUUCCGGUAUUCUUUGAAACGAUACGGGAUUUGCGAGACUAUUUUGUGGUUGAUUGCGUGAAACAGUGGCACGUAGUGAUUGAUGUCCGAAAUGACGGAAGGGAGCAGGACGCGGACGAUCGACGGAAUCUGAAGUUGGGAGAAUCGGCGGGUGUCAUAAAUUACAAGUGUGCUCACGUUCGGACAGAUUCCGUUGGACAGCUGGUCGAGUGUGAGACUUGCCGCGAAAAGAGAGCAAGCAGUUCCUGCCGGAUCACCGUGUUCGAUUCGGUUUGCCGCGCUUCCGGCCUCGAAUUGAUUGCCACUUUUAUUUUUAUUAUUUAUUUAUUUACGUUUAUUUUUAACGUGGAGAAGAGAGAGAGAGAGAGAGGCCUUUGACCACGGGCCACAAGGAGCGAGGGCUCGAGUUCUUCGGCCACUUCUUGAGCACAAAAAUCGUGCACCGCAGCGGAUGCCUGUCGCCCCAAAUUUCGUUAAUUCAAAUUUCAUCGCCUAUUACACUUGUUUUACACUAGAACUGUUGAAAAAGAAAAGGUUCAACAUUCGAAUCGAAGUUGGCAGCGAGCCAAGGACACGCCCCCCAAACAGCGUUCGGCAGUUGAAGCGACAACUGUUUGGGGGGCGUGUCCUUGGCUCGCUGCCAACUCCGAUUCGAAUGUCGAACCUUUUCUUUUUCAACAGUAGUAUUUUUAGUACAUCCGUAGUAAUGUCCAAGUAAUUCUUGCACAACAGGCAGCUGGCAGCACCUCUUCUCAUUCGAAAAUCGGGGGGUCGCUGCCGGUUCCGCAGUUAUCAUUCAUUCAGAAAUGGACCGACAUGUGGGUCUGUCGCGACACUACUGAAAACGCUUAUUUUGUGAUCUUCUUUCUCUAUUACCCAACUUUUGUUUUGCAGAAAAUCAACCGAUUAUGUCGGCGCACUCUUUCGCUCAAAACGGACUAGAGUUCCAGGCUCAACGAUUCGCAAUGCAACGAAAUGGUGAGUGAACACUUCUUUUUUUUCGUUUUCGUUUCCAAAAAGUCAAUUUUCGCAAUUUCAGAAGCCCCAGUGAUGAAUCACCAUGCUAUGGGAGGCUUUGGAAACGGCAGAGUUCCGCUUCUGCAAACUUGGGCUCAAGUUCCGGCUACUCAAAAUGCUCAUCCGGUGCACGGUCAUCAACAGGCUCAGGCGUAUCAAGCUCAGGCCCUUCAGGCCCAAUAUCAAGCUCGUCAUGCUCAGGCUCAGGCCUAUCAAGCCCAAAAUAAGGCUCGUCAAGCCUGUCCGGUCCCAGCUCAGGCUCGUCAUGCUCAAGCUCAACAUCAGGCGCAUCAAUUUCAGACCUAUCAAGCCCAAGCUCAAUUUGCUCAGGCUCAGGCCCAUCCGGCCCAAGCUCUUCAGGCUCAGGCCGUUCAAGUCCCAGUCCACCACCACCAAGGUACGUCCAAACUUUCAGCUCUUCCGUGUCUAAUCUACAAUUUUCAGCACAAUUCAAUGUUCCGGGGAACCUUAACCGACAAACAAUGAUGGGAACUUCUGGAGACGUGCGAAGAUUUGAGGAAGCACUGAUACACACUGAACAACGUAAGAGAUGCGGUUUGGGUAAAUGAAAAUAGUGUGAAAUUUGAAUUUCAGCGCCGGCAAUUGAUAUAAAUGGGGAUUUUAUAAGUUAUGGAGGUGAGUAUUUAAAAGAAAUGAAAAGUUCUGUUUCACAAAAGUGACAAAGUCAAUUUUGUGAAACUUGAAGUUAACAUUUCAGCACCGAUGGGUCAACCGAUUCAAAAUUGUACGGCGCCUCAACAACAUCAGCCUCAAAGCAUACAAAUGCAAGGUGAGUUUAUAGUUUUUGGCAAAACAGACGGAUAACGGACUAAAAACCUAAAAACUGAAGACCUUCGCACUUUCCAAGAACUUUCAACGUUUCCGGAAUUGUUCCAUUGAGAACUAUUCCAUUUUUACCCGAAUAGCUGUCCAAUUAGGCGCUUAUUAAUCCUAACGGUUUUCUUUUGAGCUCCACUGCUUUACACGUGAAUUCAGUGCUCACUUGAUGAAUAACGAGUUGUUUUCCACGUGGAGACAGAAUUCGCCAGUGCUGUACUACAUUUCAGUUUCAAUUAGGUCUUAAUCAUUUCUUAACUUCGUCUUUUAUCAGUUCGGCAAAAAAAGAUGGUUUCUUCUCACCCUUAUCACUUUUUGCAUCCUGAACCCCUUCUUCAAAAUCUGCCUGCUCAAAGUAAGCGUUUUUUUUGAAGAUCCUUAACGUUUCUGUGUCUGAACUCUUAUAAAACGGAGCAGACAGUGUGGCUAUUGUAAAUGUCUAAAUUUCCAGAUCCGCAGCCAAUCGAUCAAAUGUGGCCGAUUGCUCCCAACAGUAAGUUCAACGCGACUCCAUUCAAGUCGACAAUAUUAUUAUCGUUCAGUAUAUCACCACCCUCAACUCGGACCGUUUCUCAUUUUUCCGAAUUCUCCACAUCUUCAUGCUCCGUUCCUUCGUAGGUUUCGUCCUCUUGUUUCACGCAUAAAUAACGAUUUUUCAGGUGAAUACUGCAAAAAACUCGCCGAAGAGCCGGAUUUCUACAAGAAUGAACUGGAUAACGCUUGGAUUGAUUAUCUGAAGACAAAGUGGUCGACGUGGCAGGAAAUGAUGAAGGGCUGGGAGGUCAGGGAGAAGGAGAAGGAGGAGAAGGAGAAGAAGAAGGUGGAAGUAGAAGAGAAAGGACCGCCCGAGCAGGAAGAAGCUAGAGAUCCAGAACUCGUGACGCCUUUGGAUUUUGCAAAAGUCUCACUUCAAGAGCUGUCCAAGGAUCCGUCCAAAGAUUCGCAUCAAAAGUUCAAUCCUGAAGAUGCGCAGUGUAAACUUGAUUUGGCUGCUGUACUCGCUAAGGAACUCGCUGCUCUGGUCCCGAAGAAAAAGGAAAGCGAGUCUAUGGAAAGAGCUAAAGUGACAAAGGAAAUUGAAGAGAAAGAGAAUGUCGAGGGUCCAGAGCCGAUGGUAAUGGAUCAGCCGGAACAACGCAAGUGUAUCGCCAAAAAAACCGGCCACAUCGAGACGAGUACAAGUUUGGAUGAGUGGGCUCUGUUAUACGCGGCACAACAUCAUUACCGUACCGAUAAACUGUGCCGCCGACGCAUUUUCAGUGAGCCCCCCCGAGACUUUGAUAAUAUUCCAAAGCUUCUCUGGCUUUCAGGAAGAUCCAAAUGUCUGUUCAGUCCGCGAGACAACAACCAGAGAGUGCCACAAGUGAUAUUGUCGGUUCCCGCCAAUUCGUUCGUCAUUUUCAAGCGAUGGUACGCCAGAGAAGAGAAAUCAGCCACAGAGGACGUUUGUGAGUGCUCAAAGACUUUCAACUAUUGUCUGAUUUCACGUUUUCAGUGACCGCUUGGAGAAAAGCGGAUAAAAAUGAUUGGGACCAAGUGCUUGUGCUGAUUAGGGAAGAGCAAGCUCGACAAAUUGAGAAAGGAUGGAUUAGGAUCAAUGAGGAUGUUCUCGAAGAUUAA